Prunus armeniaca (apricot) is the source of this 711-nucleotide messenger RNA. Lineage: Eukaryota; Viridiplantae; Streptophyta; Magnoliopsida; Rosales; Rosaceae. The record is from the annotation of a GenBank genome assembly.
AUGGAUCAGUCCAUACAGAAUGACCUGAAUGCCCCUCACUCCAUGGGCACCACCAUCAUCGGCGUCACCUACAAUGGCGGCGUCGUCCUCGGUGCCGAUUCUCGAACCAGCACUGGUGUUUAUGUUGCGAAUCGGGCAUCCGAUAAGAUCACUCAGCUCACUGAUAAUGUCUACUUGUGCCGUUCCGGAUCGGCUGCAGAUUCUCAAGUUCUAUCAGAUUAUGUCCGUCAUUUUCUCCAUCAGCACACGAUACAGCAGGGACAGCCUGCAACAGUCAAGGUUGCCGCAAACCUUAUCAGGCUGUUCGCAUACAAUAACAAGAAUAUGCUACAAACUGGCUUGAUUAUUGGUGGUUGGGACAAGUACGAAGGAGGUAAAAUAUAUGGAGUGCCACUUGGAGGGACAAUUUUGGAGCAACCUUUUGCUAUUGGAGGAUCUGGCUCCACUUAUCUGUAUGGCUUCUUUGAUCAAGAGUGGAAGGAAGGAAUGACCAAAGAGGAAGCUGAGAUGGUGGUGAAGGCAGUUUCUCUUGCUAUUGCUCGGGAUGGUGCUAGUGGUGGUGUUGUUCGGACUGUCAUUAUUAAUUCAGAGGGGGUGACAAGAAACUACUAUCCAGGUGACACCCUUCCACUCUGGCAUGAGGAGCUAGAACCCCAAAAUUCACUGCUGGAUAUAUUGUCAUCAUCUGGUCCUGACAUGAUGGUAACUUGA